Cornus florida is the source of this 1281-nucleotide messenger RNA. RefSeq lists its product as uncharacterized. NCBI's taxonomy places the organism in Eukaryota, Viridiplantae, Streptophyta, Magnoliopsida, Cornales, Cornaceae. Gene Ontology annotation, molecular function: nucleic acid binding; DNA-binding transcription factor activity; zinc ion binding. Gene Ontology annotation, biological process: regulation of DNA-templated transcription. Bases 249 to 1040 code for a protein of 263 amino acids. The transcript has 2 exons. The record is from RefSeq and is a predicted model, not a curated record.
AAGUUUUCAAUGAAUCUAAUCUCAGCAGAUCUCCAGUGGCUGAAGUGGGAAAUGUUGAAAGGCUUAACGAGUUUCUUUGCUGCUGAAGUGGCACCUUGGGUCUAAAAGGGUAGGAUGACAAUGAAUACCAGGAAUCGGGUUUGAGAGAAGGAUUUUGAGGCAUACGUGACAAAUUGAACUUGCUUAAAAUCCUUGACUUGGGUUUUUCUAGAGCUGGAAGAAUCUGUAUAUCCUUGGGCAACAAGAAUAUGUCGUCAGAUAAGAAAGAAGAGAAAGGUGCCCAGGAUGCGGCAGAAAGAAUUAAGGCUGCAGCUUUGACAGCUGCAAAAGGCCUUAGCCGUGCUCAGGCUGAGCGAGCUGCUGCUGCUGCUGCCCGAAAUGUGAAUGCGUACGGGCAGAAGGAAGAAGGGCCCAGUAGAUGGCAGGAGAGGAAGGAGGCCAAGCGACAGAUGUAUUUGAUGAGUACUGAAAAACAAGUAAGAUUGGGUGAAAGAAAAGACCUCAGGCCUUCAAUGUCUACCACAGGUGGUACAGCUUCGCAAUGCCAAAAGUGUUUUCAAACUGGGCACUGGACUUACGAGUGCAAGAACGAGCGGGUGUACAUUUCACGACCCUCUCGCACCCAGCAACUCAAAAAUCCAAAAUUGAGGAUGAAGUUGUCAACCUCCUAUGAGUUGGAUAACCCAGAUAUUCCUCAGGAGUCGAAGGGUGAUAAGCAUGCAAAGCGUGAGAAGAGUGCAAAGAAAAGCAAAAGGAAGCAUAGGUCAGAUACUGAGUCGAAUAGUGAUAGUGAGUCUGAUAGUGCUACCUCAUCAGUUACCGGAUCUUCUUCAGGUGAGGGUGAUUUGAGUUACGGUUCAUCCUCUGAUUCGGAGGAAGAGAGGAAGAGGAGGAGGAGGAGGAGGAGGAAUAAGCAGCAGCAGAAGAAGAGGCGGCAACGGAAAUACUCUGAGUCUUCUGAUUCAGAUUCCGAUUCUGAAUCUGAUUCUGAAGAUAGGAGCAGCCGGAAGAAGGGCAGGAGGCAUAGCAGAAGGCGCUGAAAAGGCAGUACGAAGAAGGAAAAACAAAAAAGAAAAAGUGCAGCCUAUUAGGCAUUGUCUGUAGUUGUGUGUUUCCGACUAUGGCAUUGUCUUGCAAGUCUAUUAGGCCAUGUAAUAUGAAAAUCUCUAGAUAAAAGGUUUUGGACGUUUUGAAAGACAGGUCUUCUUAAAAUAAUUGUGGUAUACAUUAUUAUUAUUAUUAUUUUUAUAUUAAUAGUACUAGUUCUAAUUUUGACAGUUA